AUGUAUAUCAGUAACUUGCCCUCGAUGAUUUCUCCUCUCCUAGGUGAAGUUAUAGAGCUUGGUAUUGCGUUGAACUUCAGUAGAAGAUUCAUGGAUGUGAUUGAGUUUUAUUCUCGUGUUAUUGUUGGUGGACCUCUUCCUCUUGGUUGUGUAUUGUCUAUGUCAUUCUUAUUAGUUUGUGCUUCGAGCUUUGGUGCAUUGGCCUCGGGUGCAUUUGCAGCCCCUUUGUUACGUUCUUCCUUGCCGAUUUAUCUUCGCGUGGAAACAAGCUGGGGUUCAAUUUCUUUGAGUUUAGAGAUUGGGUGGCUCUUUGUUCCAUUUAGAGUUGGAGUUGAUUCUUUGGAGGUUUUAUAG
Arabis nemorensis is the source of this 354-nucleotide messenger RNA. The record is from the annotation of a GenBank genome assembly. Lineage: Eukaryota; Viridiplantae; Streptophyta; Magnoliopsida; Brassicales; Brassicaceae.